Messenger RNA from Glycine soja, 4939 nucleotides. Its product is annotated as receptor-like serine/threonine-protein kinase ALE2. Bases 542 to 4387 code for a protein of 1281 amino acids. The record is from RefSeq and is a predicted model, not a curated record. NCBI's taxonomy places the organism in Eukaryota, Viridiplantae, Streptophyta, Magnoliopsida, Fabales, Fabaceae. Gene Ontology annotation, molecular function: ATP binding; protein kinase activity. The transcript is spliced from 20 exons. Gene Ontology annotation, biological process: protein phosphorylation.
ACUGCUUCUCUCUCUCUCUCUCUCUCUCUCUCUCUCUCUGAGAAGGGGGUCUGUUACUUUUCUUUUUCUUUCCUUUCUUGAGUUUUCUUGAAGUGUGCGUGGAUUGUGGAAUACACAAAGUGAAUAUUUUUAUUGCUUUGCAUCAGUUUUAUACUUGAUCUAGUUACCAACUCCAGUGGAAAGAGUUCAACUUUCUAGUCUUCUUAUUAAUUCAUAUCCCUGCCAUGGAAAACUCUGAGUUCUGUUCCUCACAAUUCAUGAGCUCAAGUUGUUGUUCUCAACACACACUUGUUCUUCUGGCUCUUGCCCUUUUCAUAACCAAAGACUGUUCUUCUGCCUUGUUCCAUAACCUUCCUUCUUCUCAUUGCUUUGGUGUCACUAUAUGUGGGUCUUCUUCAAUUUAACCUCUAUUUGUUCUUCUUGCUUCAAGCAAUAAGCUUCCAAAGGUUUACUCUUUUUUUUCUUCUUCUUCUCCUAUUUAUUGUCCUGUUGUUCUGUUGACUCACUUCUGAAGAGGGUGUCUUUGGAAAUUGGUGUGGAGAUGGGAGUGGUUUUGGCACUGAUUCUGCAGCUGGUGAAGCUCUGCAUCAUUGGCUUUGUUGUGGAAUUCCAAGGAUCUGAAGGGUCUGUUAUAUCCCCAUCUCCAGCAUUCCUUCCAGUCAUUCAUCCUAGUGGAGAAGCACCUGCUCCUAUCCAUCAUGGACUGUCAUGGGAAAGCAGUCCUCCAAAAUCACCUUCAGAUCCAAAUGAAUUUGGUAUAUCCCCAUCUAAUGAAAUCAUACCUGUGGAUCCUUCCCCCAGUGAACCACCUGGUACUUUACACCCAAGAGAACCAUGGAGAACUAUUGCACCAAUCCCUCCAGAAGUACCAAAUGGGUCAUUCUUGCCCCCUCCAGUUACUACAUUACCACCUCCAACAUCAGCUCCAACUCCUCAGAAGGUAAAAGGAUUUGAACCAUCUAUAUCUCCUAGUCCUAGUACAAGCACCAUAGCAUCAUCACCACCAGCACCAUAUAAUGCUGCUCAUGCACCAUCAACUUCUGAAGGGAGUGUGCCACCAUCCAUACAACCAAGUCCACCUCAAAGCAAAACAACACCUGCUAUUAGGCCUCCUGUGUCCACACCAAUUGCUCCAGCUCCAAUUGCAAUAACUUCUGGCAAUUUGCCAAAAACUUCACCUGUCAGCCAGCCAAUUGAACAUGGAAGUUUGCCUCCUAAGAUUGAUGAGAGGAAUAAGAGUCACAAGCCAGAGCCAGCUUUGCCAGCACUAGUUCCAAUACCAUCUACCAUAUUACCCAAAAUUUCACCUGUAAGCCAACCAACUGAAAACGGAAGUUUGCCUCAUAGAGAGGGUGCAAAUAAUGGUCACAUUUCAGAGCCAAUUUCACCAGCCCCUACAGUAUUCAGUUUUCCUGAACACUCGCCAGAGAGUCAGCCAACUGAACAUGGAAGUUUGCCUCCAACUGUCCCCAGAAGGAAUAUCAACACUGGUCGCACACUGGAGCCAGUUUCACAAGCCCCAGUUGCAACAGCUCCUGCAAUUUUGCCAAAAAAUUCAUCAGUCAGUCAACCUACUCAUCAUGGAAAUUCCCCACCUGAUGUUCAAAAUAGAACAGCAAAUAAUGGUCACAGUCACACCCCAGCACCAGAAAUGCCACCAUCAGUUACACCACCACGUCCAUUUCCAGUAGAUCCUCCAUUGGUCCACCCAGUCAUACCAGCAGCACCUCCACCAAAAUCACCAGCACCUGGUGGAGAACCAGUUUCUGCACCUGUGUACAAAACACCAAAGCCACCAUCAGCUAUAGUGCAUUUCCAUGCUCAAGCACCUGUUGUCUCUCCUGUAUCAACACCUUCUAGAAGCUUCAAUUGGACCAAAGGUGGAGAACCAGUUUCUGCACCUCCAUACAAAACACCAAAACCACUACCAGUUAUAGUACAUUCCCCUGCUCAAGCUCCUUCUUCUGCACACAAAGCAAGACAAUUUCACCAUGCUCCUGAGCCACCGAUUUCAUCUCCUGAAUCUCCUUUCAACAAAGAUCAUCCUCCUGCGUCUUCACCUUCAACCACAUUUUAUAAGCAUCACCAUACAAGGAACACAGUCACCAGCCCUGCUCCUGCAUCAUCACAUUCUAUUUCUCCUUCCACUUCAAAACACCAAGAUGGAUCAAAUCCUCCCUUGCCGCUUCCAACAAGUAGGCAAAGACAUCAUGCUCCACCACCAAUGAACACAGGUUCCUCAGUUUCCCCAUCUGGCCUCCCUAUUCAGUCACCAGUGAGCCAAGUUUCACCUGCUCCUUCUCCGCUAUUCAAAAUAUCCCCCCACUCAACCAAAAUUCCAUUGCCUCCUCCUAAAGUGUCUCCUUCUCGGCCUUCUUCCAAGACCCCUAAGAAGCCAGUUCGGCCUCGUUUUCAAGCACUGCCACCCCCACCUCCAAAUGAAGAUUGUAUAUCUCUGGUUUGCUCAGAUCCCUAUACAAGUACUCCACCUGGAGCACCUUGCAAAUGUGUGUGGCCCAUGAAAGUCGGUCUUCGCCUUAGUGUUUCUCUGUAUACUUUCUUCCCUUUGGUUUCAGAGUUUGCUUCUGAAAUUGCCACUGGGGUUUUCAUGAAGCAAAGUCAAGUUCGCAUUAUGGGAGCUGAUGCAGCAAACCAGCAACCUGAUAAAACUAUUGUAUUCGUUGAUUUGGUACCACUUGGGGAAGAAUUUGAUAACACUACAGCCUUUUUAACUUCUGAGAGAUUUUGGCAUAAACAAGUUGUUAUAAAGACUUCUUACUUUGGUGAUUAUGACGUGUUAUAUGUGACCUAUCCAGGUUUGCCUCCAUCUCCUCCUUUACCUCCUUCAAGCAUUUCCAUAAUCGAUGGUGGUCCGUAUUCGGGUGGUGGCAAUAAUGGUAGGACAAUAAAACCCCUUGGGGUUGACAUAUCAAAGAGGCAGCAUAAAGGUGGACUUAGCAAGGGCAUAAUUGCUAUUAUUGCUCUUUCAGUUUUUCUAGUAGUUGUUUUAUGCUUUGCUGCUGCUUUGGCAUUGUUCAAGUACAGAGAUCAUGUGAGUCAACCACCGUCAACCCCACGGGUUUUACCUCCUCUUACCAAAGCACCAGGUGCUGCUGGAUCAGUAGUUGGAGGUGGGCUUGCUUCAGCUUCGACAUCAUUUCGAUCUAACAUUGCUGCUUACACAGGAUCUGCUAAGACUUUCAGCAUGAAUGACAUUGAGAAAGCCACAGAUAAUUUCCAUGCUUCCAGAGUACUUGGAGAAGGUGGUUUUGGGCUUGUUUAUAGUGGUACACUUGAAGAUGGGACAAAAGUCGCAGUCAAGGUUCUAAAAAGAGAGGAUCAUCAUGGCGACCGUGAAUUCCUAUCUGAAGUUGAGAUGCUUAGCCGCCUUCACCAUAGAAACUUGGUUAAGUUGAUUGGUAUAUGCGCAGAGGUCAGCUUCCGCUGUCUAGUUUAUGAACUCAUUCCAAAUGGCAGUGUGGAAUCCCAUUUACAUGGAGUUGACAAGGAAAACAGCCCACUUGAUUGGAGUGCUCGGUUAAAGAUAGCUCUCGGUUCUGCUCGUGGACUGGCUUAUCUACAUGAAGAUUCAAGUCCCCAUGUCAUACAUAGGGACUUCAAGUCGAGCAAUAUCUUGCUGGAAAAUGAUUUUACACCAAAAGUAUCGGAUUUUGGAUUGGCCCGAACAGCAGCUGAUGAGGGGAACAGACACAUAUCAACACGAGUGAUGGGAACUUUUGGUUAUGUGGCUCCGGAGUAUGCAAUGACGGGACAUCUUCUUGUGAAGAGUGAUGUUUACAGCUAUGGUGUUGUCCUCCUUGAGCUUUUGACCGGAAGAAAACCAGUAGACAUGUCACGACCUCCCGGUCAAGAAAAUCUCGUUGCAUGGGCUCGUCCAUUACUCUCAAGCGAAGAAGGAUUGGAAGCAAUGAUAGAUCCAUCUCUAGGACAUGAUGUGCCUUCUGAUAGUGUGGCUAAGGUUGCAGCCAUUGCUUCAAUGUGUGUACAGCCAGAGGUGUCGGACCGUCCCUUCAUGGGCGAGGUUGUUCAGGCUUUAAAACUUGUGUGCAAUGAAUGUGAUGAGGCAAGAGAAGCAGGUUCUAGCUCUAGUUCUGUUGAUUUAAGUCACUCUAGACAACCAUCAGAUAAUUUACAAGGCCAAUUCUCAGCCACCAACUAUGAUUCUGGAAUUGAUAUUGAAAAUGGGUUGUUAGCAUCAGAGUUAUUCAGCUCAUCGGCGAGAUAUGGAAGGCGAGUGUCCGGAUCGUUUAGAAGGCAUUCUUAUUCAGGUCCUCUGAAUACUGGAAGAAGCAAGAGGUUGUGGCAGAUAAUUAGAAAGCUUUCUGGCGGUAGUAUCAGUGAACAUGGAACUAUGUUUAAGUUAUGACCAGGUUUCAAUUGAGCCAAAUUGCAAGUUUUCAACUUUCUUCUGUGCAUACUGCUCUCCCUCACAUUGUUAAUGUGCAGUUCACAACUCUACUAGAGGCAUUGCACCUCUCUGCCUGAGCCAUUGGAAGUUUGACAAGAGAAUACAAGCAAGUUGUAAAUAGGUUUUGACAUGCUUUUUCUGCUAACCUGCAAGAUCAUGUGUAUGUAACUGGUACUAACUCUUUGAAGAGGGGAAACAAAUGCAAAUCUAGUUUGAAAAUAGAAGAUGACUGAAGAUGGCCUUUACUAAGACCUCCAAUUGCAAAUACAACAUACAAGAUAUAGUCUAUGCAGUUGCAGCAUCAAAAUAAUAUAAUGUUCAAAUUGUCAAAGCCACAUGUAUCAAGAGGAGGGGAUGGAAUGGAAUCUAGUUAAUUAGUUGUGUAGAACAUGAUUAUAUAACGAAUACAUUGCUGAAUUUACACAGGCCACUCUUUUUUUAAAUAUCUUUGUGAUGAUAGUUUCGUCAUCAGAUUUUUAUAACUUCAAUGACAAUAGUGUAAAAUCUGCU